This is a messenger RNA of Trichomycterus rosablanca, 1211 nucleotides long. RefSeq names its product translocase of inner mitochondrial membrane 17 homolog B (yeast) (gene timm17b). Gene Ontology annotation, cellular component: TIM23 mitochondrial import inner membrane translocase complex; mitochondrial inner membrane. Gene Ontology annotation, biological process: protein import into mitochondrial matrix. The transcript has 5 exons. The coding region runs from base 306 to 812 and encodes 168 amino acids. Lineage: Eukaryota; Metazoa; Chordata; Actinopteri; Siluriformes; Trichomycteridae. The record is from RefSeq and is a predicted model, not a curated record. Gene Ontology annotation, molecular function: transmembrane protein transporter activity.
UGAGGUUUUUAUUUGGCUUGUUAUGUUUGAAAAAAAGAGCUUGUGAAUAAGCUCGUCAACAACAUACUGACAGUGAAGUGUGGCGGUGGUAGCAUCACUGGACUGCUUCUUUGCAGUAGGUAUUGGGGCAUUACACAAUAAGCCAAAUUUUCAGGAAAUGAGCUAUUUCAACAAGAUGUACUGAAACCUGAACUGUCAUGCCAUGUUCUUCAUGUGUAUUAAAAGCUUUACUUCAACUAUGAAAAAAGUAACAUAAAAAGCUAGCAAUUAAAAUGAGCAUUUAGGGAUCAUUCAUAUAAUUGUAUAUGCUUAUUAAUUUGUUGUUUUGUGCAUGUUUUAGCCCAUGGAGAAUAGUAGAUGACUGUGGGGGUGCAUUUACUAUGGGGGCCAUCGGGGGUGGGAUUUUUCAGCUUGUCAAAGGUUUCCGAAAUGCACCUGUGGGUGUCCGACAUCGUCUGAGAGGCAGUGCAAAUGCUGUGCGCAUCAGAGCACCUCAGAUUGGUGGUAGUUUUGCUGUGUGGGGAGGCCUUUUCUCCACCAUAGACUGUGGCCUGGUACGACUCAGGGGAAAAGAGGACCCAUGGAACUCCAUUACUAGUGGAGCCAUGACAGGAGCAAUUCUGGCAUCACGCAGUGGACCCUUGGCAAUGGUGGGCUCUGCCAUGAUGGGGGGAAUUCUGCUGGCCCUGAUUGAAGGCUUUGGCAUCUUGCUUACCAGAUAUACAGCACAGCAAUUUCAAAAUCCAAAUCCAUUUUUAGAGGAUCCCAGUCAACUUCCCUCAAAAGAUGAAAGUCGGGGACAGUAUCAGUAGAACUUUGUUGCCAUGCUGACUGUGACAGUAUUUAUUCUUAUUGAACAGGGAGGCUUUAGCACCUUAUAAACUUUAAAAUUUUAUUAUUACUAUCAUUAUUAUGUUGUUGUUGCAGUUUACAUGGUUUAAAAUGGUAUGGCAUAGUUACAAAUGGAAAUCAUGCCGAUUGAUAACAUUAGGGACCUCCUCCAACAGUCUAUCAAGCGUACAGUACUGUUUCUAAUACCACCCCAAAAUUCACUUUCUGCAAUGUUUUGCUCUAUUUAAAAAAUGUCUUUAAAUGUUAUUAGUUAAAAUAAAUGCCUGUGCAUGAUUUCUUAGGUCUUGAUAUGUAUUAUUUUUGUAGGUCUGUUCAUGCACAAUAAUGUAAUUGUACAAAUAAAAGUAUUUUAUCAAUUA